GCUGUAGCAUCAAGCAUGGCAGCCAAGAAGAAACAGCGACAGAGACUGAGAGAGACGAGGAGGCCCGAGGAGGAGGACAUGGAGGAGCAGGAGGAGCAGGAGGAGCAGGAGGAGCAGGCCGGGGGUGGAGGCGGCGACAGACCGAAGAAAGAAGAAGAGUUCAGCCUGGAGGAGGUGCUGCGACUCGGAGGAACUCAGGCCGAUUACGUGAUGCUCGCUGGUCUGGACGACUCCAACGAGCUCGUGGACGGAGGCAAGAAAGGAGCGAUAGACGACCUGGAGGAAGGCGAGUUGGAGAAGUUCAUCACCAAGCUGGGCAUCCGGGCGUACGGCGGCGUGCAGGUCAUCGCAGACGAGCCCGAGCCCGAGGGCGACCGCGGCGAGGAGGAGAGCGAGGAGAAGAAGGCGGCGCAGGCGAAUAAAGAGGAGCAGGCGGCGAGCUCUCAGCAGGAGGUGAAGAAGAAGCAGGAGGUGGAGGUGAAGAAGGCGAAAGACGUCGGGAAGAAGGCGAAGCAGAACGUGAACGUGUUCGAGUUCCAGCAGCGGCAGGUGCUGCUCAUCAAACCCGGGGGGAAGUGGUUCGACCUGGAGUACACCGCCGAGGGCUCGUUGGCCCAGCAGGACGCCUCGCUGGUGACCCGGUACAAGGCGCUCGCCCAGCAGCUGUUCGACGCCGAGGUGGCGCUCUACAAGAGCAAGAAGAACCUGCAGAAAGGAGCCAACUCCAACUGGAUGAAGACGGUCGUCUCCUCCGGCGUGCUCGCCGACAGGAUGGCGGCGAUGACGGUUCUGAUCCAGGACGCUCCGGUGCACACGCUGGAACACGUGGAGAACCUGGUGGCCAUGGUGAAGAAGAAGGGCAGCCGGCGGAUGGGUCUGAUGGCGCUGGACACGCUGCGAGAGCUGCUGCUGUCUGACCUGCUGCCGGAGAACAGGAAGCUCCGCACCUUCGCCCAGCACCCGUUCGACGAGCUGGAGGAGAAGGCGAGCGGCAACCGCGACUCCCGCGACCGCCGCCUCAUCCUCUGGUACUUCGAGCACCAGCUGAAGCACCACGUGGCCGAGUUCGUGUCGGCUCUGGACACCGUGGCUCACGACACGGUGGCGGCCACCAAAGCGAAGGCGCUGGCCACCGCCCACGAGAUGCUGUGCAGCCGGCCGGAGCAGGAGAGGGCGCUGCUGAUCCAGGUGGUCAACAAGCUGGGAGACCCCGAGUACAAGACGGCGGCCAAAGCGUCGUACCUGCUGGAGACGCUGCUGCACAAGCACCCCAACAUGAAGGUGGUGGUGUGCUGCGAGGUGGAGCGCCUCAUGUUCCGGCCCAACAUCAGCCCGAAGGCGCAGUACUACUCCGUGUGCUUCCUCAGCCAGGUGAUGCUGAGCCACGACGAGGCCGAGCUCGCCGCCAAGCUCAUCACCAUCUACUUCUCCUUCUUCCGCGCCUGCGUCAAGAAGAAGGACGUGGAGUCGAAGAUGCUGAGCGUGCUGCUGUCGGGCGUGAACCGGGCGUAUCCCUACGCCGGCACCGGGGACGAGAAGGUGAAGGAGCAGCUGGACACGCUGUUCAAGGUGGUGCACCUGGUGAAGUUCAACACGGCCGUGCAGGCGCUCAUGCUGCUCUUCCAGGUCAUGGACUCCCAGCAGACCUGCUCGGACCGCUACUACGUGGCCCUGUACAGGAAGCUGCUGGACCCCGGCCUGUCCUCGUCGUCCCGUCACAGCAUGUUCCUGAACCUUCUGUAUAAAUCUCUGAAGGUGGACAUCGUGCUGCGGCGGGUCAAAGCCUUCGUGAAGCGUCUGCUGCAGGUCAGCGCCGAGCAGAACGCCAGCUUCGCCUGCGGGGCGCUGUUCCUCGUGUCGGAGCUGAUGAAGGCCAAACCGGGUCUGAAGAUUCUGCUGCAGGAGGACGCGGACGGCGAGGAGGAGGCGUUCAAAGACCUCGCCGAGGAGAAGGACGAUGAUGACGACGAUGAUGAAGAGGAGCGCUUUGUGGACGCUGAUAAACAGGAAGGAGUGACGGCUGAGACACAGGAAGCGAAGCCCGCGGCAUCAUGGGUACAUCACCAGAACCUGGAAGGAGGGAAGAGCGUGCAGAGCUACGACCCGCUGCACAGAAACCCGUUAUUCUGUGGCGCCGACCACACCACGCUGUGGGAGCUGCAGAGGCUCGCACUUCACUUCCACCCGUCUGUGUCCCUGUUUGCCAAAACCAUCCUGGAGGGAGAGUUCAUCUUGUACUCCGGGGACCCUCUGCAGGACUUCACCCUCAUCAGGUUCUUGGACAGAUUCGUCUUCAGGAACCCGAAACAGCAGAAAACCAAACAAAACGCAGCGUUGAUGCCCAAACAGAGGUUACCUGGCAGCUCGUUAGCAGUGAACAGCGAAGAGUUUCUGUCUAAAGACGAAAGUCAGAUCUCUGUGGACGAAAUCUUCUUUUACCGAUUCUUUAAGAAGCGUCAGCAGGAGAAGCAGCUUCGUCGGCCACGACGGGACGGAGACAACGACAGCGUGGAGGACGUGGACGAUGACGAGUUUGAGAAAAUACUCGAUUCCUGUGAGGGAGACUCGUACUUCACUGAGAUGGAACCAGGCGAUCUGGACUUUGCAGGGAACGUGAAGAGUAAAAAAGGGAAGAAAGGCGACAAGGACUCGGACGAUUCGGACGACUCGGACAUGGACGACCUGGACGACGAGGAAGUGUCUCUGGGCAGCAUGGACGAGGAAGACUUUGGAGACGAGCUGGAGGACGAAGGAGGGACGUUCAUGGACCCUGACGGAGGCGGAGACGACGAAGAUGAUGAUGAAGUUCCAGAGCUGGACGAAGACUUUGACGCUUCAGACGACGACGUUCCCGACAUCACGCCUCGAGCCAAGAAAGGCAAACGGAAAUCCUCAGAGGAGCUCGACUUCUCUGGAUCUUUGGGGUCCAAUCAGGGGAAGAAGAAGAAGAAAGGAAAGAAAGACAGAGCCGCAUUCGCUUCAGCUGAAGAGUUCGGCUCUCUGCUCGACGAAAACGCCGGCUCGAAGUUCGACAACAUCGGGCUGAACGCCAUGGCCAACACCGACAAAGCAGGCCUGAAGCAGCUGAAGUGGGAGGCUCAGCGUGACGACUGGAUGCAGGACCGCGACGUGAAGACGCUGCGCAGGAAGAAGACGAUGUUCAACAAGAAGAAGUCGUUCGGCCGAGCGAGGACGGGAGGAAGAGGAGGGAAGACGUUCGGGAACAGGAAGAGGAAGUAGCAGCCGUCCGUCUGUCGUGGGUUUCUAACCACCGGCUUC
Larimichthys crocea (large yellow croaker) is the source of this 3279-nucleotide messenger RNA. It is a transcript of the gene cebpz, whose product is annotated as CCAAT enhancer binding protein zeta. The transcript has 17 exons. The coding region runs from base 16 to 3240 and encodes 1074 amino acids. Lineage: Eukaryota; Metazoa; Chordata; Actinopteri; Sciaenidae. The record is from RefSeq and is a predicted model, not a curated record. Gene Ontology annotation, cellular component: nucleus.